Molecule: messenger RNA, 2392 nt
Organism: Balaenoptera musculus (blue whale)
Lineage: Eukaryota; Metazoa; Chordata; Mammalia; Artiodactyla; Balaenopteridae
Gene: NUP85
Product: nucleoporin 85
Exons: 19
Coding region: 342-2312 (656 amino acids)
Biological process (GO): positive regulation of DNA-templated transcription; mRNA export from nucleus; protein import into nucleus
Cellular component (GO): nuclear pore outer ring
Molecular function (GO): structural constituent of nuclear pore
Source: RefSeq, a predicted model, not a curated record
AUCACCGCCGCUCCCGCCGUCUCCGGGACCUUCUCUCUGCCUGGCUCGGGGUUAUCCGUGGCGGCGCCGGAUCUGACGAGAGCGGUACUGUGUGGAUAGGCUGCCGCUGGCGCUGUUUUCCCUGUCGUAUUGCCGAGGCCAGGAAGGAGGAACACGUGUGGAGUGCCGCAGAGGGGUGGUCGUGGCCAAGAGGAGAGACCCCUGCGGCGUUGGAGGUUUGGACCUGCAGGCAGUUCAGGAGGUGCUCGGACGGGGUCCUCUCUCGCAGCCGGCUCUGAGCGGGAGGCCCGAGCUGGGAGCGUUGGCUGCCCCACGAGUUCCGGGCGGUGAGGUGCUGCGCUAUGGAGGAGCUAGAUAGCGAGCCGACAGUCACUUUGAUUCCGGGAGUGAAUUCCCAGAAGAAGCAAAUGUGUUUUGACUGGGGUCCAGGGGAGAUGCUGGUGUGUGAAACCUCUUUCAACAAAAAAGAAAAAUCAGACAUGGUGCCAGGUUGCCCCUUUAUCCAUAUAAUCCGAAAGAAUGAGGAUGUCUACUCUCAAAUCCUGAGAAAACUCUUCAAUGAAUCCCAUGGGAUCUUUGUGGGCCUCCAGAGACUUGAAGAAGAGUUGACUGGAAAAUCCAGAAAAACUCAGUUGGUUCGAGUGAGUAAAAACUACCGAUCAGUCAUAAGAGCAUGCCUGGAGGAAAUGCACCAGCUUGCAAUUGCUGGUAAAGAUCCAGCCAUUGGCCGCCAGUUUAGCAUCCAGGUCUCCAGUCUGUCAGCAAUGGAGCUCAUUUGGAACCUUUGUGAGAUUCUUUUUAUUGAAGUAGCCCCAGCCGGCCCUCUUCUCCUUCACCUCCUUGACUGGGUCCAACUGCACGUGUGUGAGGUGGACAGUUUGUCGGCAGAUGUUCUGGGCAGUGAGAAUCCAAGCAAACACGAGAGAUUCUGGAACUUGGUGACCGUCUUGGUGCUGCAGGGCCGGCUGGAUGAGGCCCGACAGAUGCUCUCCAAGGAGGCCGACUGCAGCCCCACCUCUGCAGGCAUGUGCCGAAUCCUUGGGGACCUGAUGAGGACCAUGCCUAUUCUCAGCCCUGGUAACACUCAGACACUAACGGAGCUGGAGCUGAAGUGGCAGCACUGGCACGAGGAAUGUGAGCGGCACCUCCAGGACGGCACGUUCGCCUCCAGUCCUCACCUCGAGUCUCUCUGCAAGGUCAUGCUGGGAGAUGAAGCUGCCCUGCUGGAGCAGAAGGGGCUUCUGAGUACCUGGUAUCACUUCCUCGUGACCCGGCUCCUGUACUCUCACCCCACGGUAAAACCCACGGAUCUGCACUUCUAUGCCCAGUCCAGCCUUGACCUGUUUCUGGGAGGUGAGAGCAGCCCAGAACCCCUGGACAACAUUUUGAUGGCAGCCUUCGAGUUUGACAUCCACCAAGUGAUCAAGGAGUGCAGCAUCGCCCUGAGCAACUGGUGGUUUGUGGCCCAUCUGACAGACCUGCUGGAUCACUGCAAACUCCUCCAGUCGCACAACCUCUACUUUGGAUCCAACAUGAGAGAGUUCCUCUUGCUGGAAUAUGCCUCAGGACUCUUUGCUCAUCACAGCCUGUGGCAGCUGGGGGUGGAUUACUUUGACCACUGCCCUGAGCUGGGCCGAGUGUCCUUGGAGCUGCACAUUGAGCGGAUCCCUCUGAGCACAGAGCAGAAAGCCCUCAAGGUGCUGCGGGUUUGCGAGCAGCGGCAGAUGACUGAGCAAGUUCGCAGCAUUUGUAAGAUCUUGGCCAUGAAAGCUGUCCGCAACAAUCGCCUGGGCUCUGCCCUCUCUUGGAGCAUUCGAGCCAAAGAUGCCGCCUUUGCCACGCUGGUCUCAGACAGGUUCCUCAGGGAUUAUUGUGAGCGAGGCUGCUUUUCUGAUUUGGAUCUCAUUGACAACCUGGGGCCAGCCAUGAUGCUCAGCGAUCGACUGACGUUCCUGGGAAAGUACCGCGAGUUCCACCGGUUAUAUGGGGAGAAGCGUUUUGUUGAUGCUGCUUCUCUUCUCCUGUCAUUGAUGACGUCCCAGAUUGCCCCCCGGUCUUUCUGGAUGACACUACUAACAGAUGCCUUGCCCCUUUUGGAACAGAAACAGGUGAUUUUUUCAGCAGAGCAAACAUACGAGCUGAUGAGAUGUCUGGAGGACUUGACCUCAGAAAGACCAGUGCGUGGAGAGCCUGAUGCCCAGCAACUCCAGGAUGAUGAUGUAGAGACCACCAAGGUGGAAAUGCUGAGACUUGCUCUUGCACGAAAUCUUGCUCGGUCAAUUAUAAAAGAAGGCUCAUUGGAAGGUUCCUGAGGCCGGCUCCAACAUGUUAUCUUUGUAAGGCAAUGUAUAUACAUUUUUAAAAUAAUAAAUGUUUUCUUUUGCAAAUAUAA